GCACGUAAUUUGAACGUGUUUGGUGUUUCCGGCGCGCACGGGCAAUUUGCAUGUAUUCGCAUUUAUUCAAUUACAAAAUAAUUGAAACAGAGUGUAGUGAAUAGGGCGAUGGGCGUAUGUGGCUGGACAUUCGAAUGAGUUAGGAGAAACUAUUAAACUGGUUACUAAAAGUUGUUAACUGUUUUCAUAACAAAAGUUGUGUACUAGUUUUGUGACUUGUUUUCGUGAUGAUGAAGGAACUAAAUAAAGAGGAAGGGUCAGACGAUGAAUCCGGACUUGGAUAUCAGAACACUUUGAUGUAUGGUCGCUAUCAACGCGACCUAAGUGAAGCGGCAAGAGAAGAAGCAAGACGACUCAGAAGAUUACGAAAGAAACGAAGAAAAGAUGACAAAAUGCGACAAAAGGAGUUGGAGGCGACGGGGAAACUUAGACCCAGAGGGAAGGUGGUUAAUGUUAUAAGUUAUUUAUGGAGGCAUUCGUUCGCAAAGCUGGGAGAGGACUGGUUCUUUUUAGCGGCCUUGGGUAUCAUCAUGGGUUGUUUGAACUUCGCAAUUGACCAGGGCAUUGCCGUUUGUAAUAAUGCUCGUACAUGGAUGUACAACGAUGUAGCGACCUCAAUAGCCGGAAAAUACUUCGCCUGGGUAUCACUUCCGGUUUGUUUGAUACUCUUUGCAGCUGGUUUCGUGCACAUAGUCGCAGCCCAGAGUAUAGGAUCUGGUAUUCCUGAAAUGAAGACAAUACUCCGAGGAGUGCAUUUGAAGGAGUAUCUCACAUUCAGAGCGCUGAUCUCCAAGUGUGUCGGUCUAACUGCCACUCUGGGCAGUGGAUUGCCUUUGGGAAAAGAGGGUCCUUCUGUCCACAUAGCUUCAAUGGUGGCAUCCCUUCUAUCUAAAAUGGUGACAAAAAUCCAGGGAGUUUAUGAGAACGAAUCGCGUACAACUGAUAUGCUAGCAGCCGCCUGUGCUGUCGGUGUAGCUUCGUGCUUCGCUGCGCCUGUUGGAGGUGUGCUGUUCUCAAUUGAAGUAACAACUACAUACUUCGCGGUACGAAAUUAUUGGCGAGGUUUCUUUGCCGCUUGCUGUAGUGCUAUUAUGUUCCGUCUGCUAUCCGUAUGGUCAGGCGCAACUGCCACGGUGAAGCCUCUGUUUCCAACAAGUCUACCUCAAGACUUCCCUUUUGACCCUCAGGAAUUUGCCGUAUUCGUUCUUUUGGGGAUAGUAUGUGGUCUUAUGUCGGCAUUGUGGGUGUGGCUGCAUAGACAAUAUGUACUCUUUAUACGUAACACAAAAUAUUUGAGUACCUUCUUACAGAAAAACCGUUUCAUCUACCCUGGCUUCAUGACAUUAGCAGUGAUGUCCAUACUUUUCCCGCCGGGGAUAGGAAAAUAUAUGGCCGGAGGACUAGGGACUCCACCACAGGUGUCAGCACUGUUCGCUAACUUCACGUGGUCUGACGAACUGACAGCAGAACAGGCGGCGAUCGUCUCCAACUGGCAAACACCUGAAGUAGACCACUUCGGCUGUCUCAUCAUUUAUUUCUUUUCUAUUUAUUUCCUGAGUAUGGUGUCAUGUACCUUACCAGUGCCGGCAGGUAUUUUCGUACCAGCAUUCAAAAUGGGUGCAUCUCUUGGCCGCUUUACGGGGGAGGUGAUGCACUACUUCUGUCCUCUGGGUGUCGCUUAUGGUGGUAGAAUACAGAAGAUAUUGCCCGGUGGUUAUGCGACUGUCGGUGCUGCGGCAUUUACAGGUGCAGUUACACAUACUGUAUCGACUAUCGUGAUUAUCAUUGAGAUGACCGGACAGAUAACGCAUCUCCUACCAAUAAUGGCGGCAGUCUUAUCAGCAAACGCGGUGGCUGCGAUGUUGCAGCCAUCUUGCUUCGACAGUAUUAUAUUGAUCAAGAAACUGCCCUACUUGCCCGAUCUGCUCUCAUCUGCCAGCCGUAUGUACGAUAUUUGUGUUGAGGACUUCAUGGUACGAGACGUGGUUUACAUCUGGAAUAGGAUGACCUUCCAGCAACUGAAGGAUGUUCUUAAGAGUAAUAAGACAAUUAAGAGCUUCCCACUGGUAGACAGUCCAUCAUCCAUGGUACUCCUCGGCUCCAUACAUCGAUGGGAGUUGGUGAAAGUGAUUGAGCAGCAAGUGGGCAGAUCGAGAAGAUUGCAAAUUGCCGCGCAAUGGCUUAAAGAAGCCGAGAGGAGAAGGGAAGAGGAGAAGAAAAAAGUUAGACGACCUUCACGAUUUGAGGUUACACCAGCGCCUGACAUGCUCCAAGUUCCUGGCUCUGGAAUGACCAGAGGCACGUCCCUUACAUCGCAAGACCAAAGCGGUCUCAUACCUGCUCCAGGCCAGCUCUUCCGACCGAAGUCCAUAUUGAAGAAGACAAAUUCGUUUACCCUUACACGAGGUCUGGCACCUCCCACGCCCCAAUCUACGUUGCCACACCCCUCUGUGUACACUACUGUUACUGGCGCUGAGACCAGAAUACGUGCAGCAUUCGAAGCCAUCUUUAAGAGGUCCACUCUUUUGCCGGAUGUGGAAGGAGGAUUAUCAGAUCAAAUGGGCAGUUUGCAACGCAGUCCCUCUAUUAACAAGAAAGUUCAGUUGCCAAGAGAACGUGUGUGCGACAUGUCGCCCGAAGACCAGAAGGCUUGGGAGCAACUGGAGAUGGCCAGAGAGAUCGAUUUUGAUAAAAUGUUGCAGAUUGCUCGUAGACGGGAUAUGAACCCUGAUGACACAGAGUAUGAAGACGAGACGCUCUAUCUAUGCCAUAUUGAUCCUGCACCAUUCCAGCUCGUUGAACGAACUUCCUUACUCAAAGUACAUUCACUAUUCUCUACGCUGGGUGUAAGCAGGGCUUAUGUGACGGCAAUUGGACGACUUAUAGGUGUCGUGUCGCUUAAAGAGCUACGCAAAGCAAUAGAAGACGUCAAUUCUGGCGCAUUAACACCGGCCAAUCGGCCAUCACCGCCUACCACUCCAUCACCGAUUAUGAUCAAAGUCCAGUCACUAGAACCAGCACCGCCAAGUGACAGUGACACAGCGAGACUCACCAAAUCAUGAAAAUAAUUUAUUACAUGGAUGAAGCUGGACAAAGUGUGACAAAUUCAUAUUAACAGUAUUUUUUGAUAGUCAUUUUCUAUCGGUGCUUUCAUAGGUAUUUACUUGAUACAAUGUAAACUCUAUAAAACGACACUCAAUGGGCUGCCUAUUUUGACGUUACAAAGAAUUGUCGUUAAAAGUUAAAAGAAAAAGUUUAUUUCAGACUAGCGUUAGUAAUUACAUAGAAAACGUUUCUUAUUUGACCACUAUUGCGUGUAGUUUAUUAUUGUCGUCUUUUGCUGCACCAGUAAUUAUGUAUAUAUAUUGAGUCAUCUUCGUGACGGAUUUCUUAGAAAGUUCAGUACGUUAAUGUCAGUCGAGUUGAUUACGGCCAAUAUAGCGUCUAAAGAGCGCGCACAGCUACGCAGCUUUCAAUAAUUUCUGCAACUUAAAACAUA
Molecule: messenger RNA, 3499 nt
Organism: Pieris brassicae (large cabbage white)
Lineage: Eukaryota; Metazoa; Arthropoda; Insecta; Lepidoptera; Pieridae
Gene: ClC-a
Product: chloride channel protein 2
Exons: 24
Coding region: 228-3062 (944 amino acids)
Biological process (GO): chloride transport; transmembrane transport
Cellular component (GO): membrane
Molecular function (GO): voltage-gated chloride channel activity
Source: RefSeq, a predicted model, not a curated record